AAUCCCGUGACCGGUCAUAACGCAGAAUACACACACAUGUUGUUAAGUUGUUUGUCCUUCCGAGCUCCGCCGUGUUGACGAUUAUUUUAGUCGUGAUGGAGGUUUUGUACAGUCUAACAUUUCUACAUCUGCAAGUUUUUCUGUUUUGUUUGGCUGUAGUAAACGCAGACACACCAGCAGAUUGUAAGUUCGAUGAUAUAGUGGGAAAAUGGAAGUUUUCUGUGGGUAAAGGUGGAUUUGACAACACUUUAAAUUGCACAGAUCCAGCUGAAAAAGUGAAAGAUGUGUCUGUUGAGCUGCUUUUUCCAGACGUAGCAGUUGACCUCGACUACGGCCACAAGGGUCACUGGACGUUGAUCUAUAACCAAGGCUUUGAGGUCGCCUUAAACAACAAGAAAUAUUUUGCAUUCUCAAAGUAUAUAACGGACAAGGCUGGCAAGACGCAGAGCUUCUGCAAUGAAACCUUACCGGGCUGGGUACAUAAUAUUGAUGGCAAGGAUUGGGCUUGCUAUGUAGGCAAGAAAGAGGAAACUAUCGCAACUCCUGAGAAGAAAACAUUCUAUAGAAAUAACUUGGAGUUCGUUAAGAAGAUUAAUUCGGCCCAAUCAUCAUGGACUGCUGGGUUGUAUCCAGAACAUGAGAAGUACACGCUGGAACAAAUGAAAAACCGUGCUGGAGGCAGUACUUCGAAAGCUAGUCGUCCAUUGACUGCUCAAGUAUCUCAGGAAGUAGCGAAGUUGGCUGAAACACUACCUUCAGAGUUUGACUGGAGGAAUGUCGCUGGUCAAAACUUUGUCACACCUGUACGUAACCAGGCACAGUGCGGCAGCUGUUAUGCGUUUGCCUCGAUGGCUAUGUUGGAGGCCCGCUUGAAGAUCGAAACAAAUAACACCGUCAGUAAGGUUUUCUCGCCGCAAGAUGUGGUUGACUGCAGUGAGUACUCCCAGGGGUGUUCAGGAGGCUUUCCUUACUUGAUAGCGGGGAAGUAUGCCCAAGAUUUUGGAGUUGUUGAGGAGUCCUGUUCAUCGUACACUGGUAAAGACGGCAAAUGUGUCCCAAACAAAUGCCAGCGUUACUACUCAGCCGAUUACUCAUACGUGGGUGGCUUCUACGGUGCAUGUAACGAGGCAUUGAUGCGUAUCGCCCUCUUGAAAAACGGCCCACUAGCUGUAGGCUUCGAAGUGUUGGACGAUUUCUUCAACUACAAACAUGGGAUCUAUCAACACACAGGCCUACAAGAUAAAUUCAACCCAUUUGAGACCACUAAUCAUGCGGUCCUUGUGGUAGGCUACGGUACUGAUGCGACAACUGGCUUGAAUUACUGGUCUGUUAAGAAUAGUUGGGGGCCUACCUGGGGGGAGAAUGGCUACUUUCGAAUUGUACGAGGAGCCGAUGAAGUUGGAAUAGAAAGUAUGGCAGUAGAAAGCUUCCCUAUCAUUCCUUAAACUUUUAAUCAUGUAUUAAUACAAUUUUUUCGCUGUCUUUCAAAGCAAGAUAAUGUUGUCUAUGGAUUUAUAUAAUGUCCAUAACUCAUUUCUUACUAUUUACCAUAGUACUCAGAGAAAUAUAUAUAUAUAGUCAUAAUUUGCCUCUAAAGUUAUAUCUCCAGUAUAUAUGAAAAUGUAUAGGAGUGUGUAUAAUUCCAUUAGAUUGUAACAAAUUGUAAGGUAUAUAGAUUUUUUGCGACAGAACAGGACAUAUAAAACAGUUUUGUAAUAUCAGGAAUAAACAACUUAAAAACUUAAUGAUUAAGUAUGUUUUUUACAUUAUGAAAAUAUGCCAAAGACUUUAUCAUCAGUAAAUUUUUGUCAAAUCUGCUUUAGAAAAAAAAUAAAUGCAUUUUUUUGUGCUAAAGCUCA
This is a messenger RNA of Anneissia japonica, 1859 nucleotides long. Its product is annotated as dipeptidyl peptidase 1-like. Lineage: Eukaryota; Metazoa; Echinodermata; Crinoidea; Comatulida; Comatulidae. The transcript is spliced from 5 exons. Gene Ontology annotation, cellular component: lysosome. The record is from RefSeq and is a predicted model, not a curated record. Gene Ontology annotation, molecular function: cysteine-type endopeptidase activity. The coding region runs from base 96 to 1445 and encodes 449 amino acids.